Xenopus tropicalis (tropical clawed frog) is the source of this 3109-nucleotide messenger RNA. It is a transcript of the gene klc4, whose product is annotated as kinesin light chain 4. NCBI's taxonomy places the organism in Eukaryota, Metazoa, Chordata, Amphibia, Anura, Pipidae. Gene Ontology annotation, cellular component: cytoskeleton; kinesin complex. The record is from RefSeq and is marked validated.
GGAUAGCUGAAGAGCCAGAAGGGAGGAGGAUCCCGAUCUGCCCCAGGAAGGGAGACUGAUUCACUAUUACCCCCGCCGGAACGCAUGUCAGUAAUAAUGUACCCGCGGGAGGAGAAGCUGGACAAGCUGUCCCAGGAGGAGAUCAUCUCCAACACCAAGCUGGUCAUGCAGGGCCUGGAGGCUCUCCGCAACGAGCACAACUCCAUCCUGCACAGCCUCCUGGAGACCAUCAAGUGCCUGAAGAAGGACGAGGAGGCCAACCUGGUGCAUGAGAAGUCCAGCCUCCUGCGCAAGUCUGUGGAGAUGAUUGAACUGGGCCUUGGGGAGGCGCAGCUCAUGAUGGCGCUGUCCAAUCACCUGACGGCGGUGGAGUCGGAGAAGCAGAAGCUGCGGGCCCAGGUGAGGCGGCUGUGCCAGGAGAACCAGUGGCUACGGGACGAGUUGGCCAACACUCAGCAGAAGCUGCAGCACAGCGAGCAGAACGUGGCGCAACUGGAGGAGGAGAAGAAGCACCUGGAGUUCAUGAACCAACUGAAGAAGUACGACGAGGAUGUGUCGCCCACGGAGGAGAAAGAGGGGGACCCUGCCAAAGACAGUCUGGAUGAGCUGUUUCCCAAUGAGGAGGAUGAUUCCGGCCAAGGAAUUCCGCACCAACACAGCAGCGCAGCAGCCGCGGCCCAGCAGGGCGGAUACGAGAUCCCGGCGCGGCUCCGCACGCUGCACAACCUGGUGAUACAGUACGCCUCUCAGGGCCGCUACGAGGUGGCCGUACCGCUCUGCAAACAAGCCCUGGAAGACUUGGAGAAGACCUCUGGCCAUGACCAUCCGGAUGUGGCAACCAUGCUGAACAUCCUGGCGCUGGUGUACAGGGACCAGAACAAAUACAAGGAGGCUGCCCAUCUGCUCAAUGAUGCCCUGUCCAUCAGGGAGAAAACUCUUGGCAAGGACCACCCAGCUGUCGCUGCAACCCUCAAUAAUCUGGCUGUUCUUUAUGGCAAAAGAGGCAAAUACCGAGAGGCGGAGCCACUGUGUAAGCGAGCCCUUGAGAUAAGGGAAAAGGUGCUGGGGAAGGAUCACCCUGACGUUGCAAAGCAGCUGAACAACUUGGCGCUUCUGUGUCAGAACCAAGGGAAAUACGAUGAAGUGGAAUAUUAUUACUGUCGGGCCCUCGAGAUCUACCAGGCGCGCCUUGGGCCCGACGAUCCAAAUGUUGCCAAGACCAAGAAUAAUCUGGCCUCGUGUUACCUGAAGCAGGGCAAGUACAAGGCGGCGGAGCAGCUGUACAAGGACAUUCUCACUCAGGCCCAUGUCAAGGAGUUCGGCUCAGUGGACGAUGAUCACAAGCCCAUCUGGAUGCACGCGGAGGAGAGGGAGGAGAUGAGUAAGACCCCCCACAAUGACAGCACCCCCUAUUCUGAGUACGGAGGUUGGUACAAAGCCUGCCGAGUCAACAGCCCCACAGUGAACACGACCCUGCGCAACCUGGGAGCCCUGUACCGCCGGCAGGGUAAGCUGGAGGCUGCCGAGACCCUGGAGGAAUGUGCCCAGCGCUCACGCAGACAGGGUCUGGAUCCAGCCAAUCAGACAAAGGUGGCUCAGCUGCUGAAAGAGGGUGACACCCCCGAGCAGCGACGGAAGGGACGAGAGACCCCCCGGAGUAGUGUGAAGUAUGAGAGUGGAACAGAGGGGGGAGAAGAAGUGAGUAUGGGAGGAGUUGAGUGGAGUGGGGACGAGCGUGGGACACUAAGACGUUCUGGUUCCCUUGGGAAGAUCCGUGACGUUCUGCGCAGAAGCAGCGAAAUGUUAGUGAAGAAACUGCAGGGAGCGGCCCCCCCGGAACCCCGAAACUCAAGUAUGAAGCGAGCGGCUUCCCUCAACUAUCUCAACAAGUCCAGCGACGAGACCUUCCAGGUUUCUCAGAACCUCCUGUCGGAGACCCGUGGGCUGAGCGCCAGCAACAUAGACUUGUCGUCCCACAGCUAAACAGAACCUUCCGACCCAAACGGCCCCCGACCCAAACACUAACAGAGCCUCCGAGUUCUGCACUAAAGGAAACGCCUUCUCCUGCAUUCUCUUCGCUUGAACCCCCACAGCCCAGAACUACCAGCACCGAGACCCCCCACCCGGGGCCCACUCAGAAGCUUUCAUGGACACUAAUGGGGGUGCACUCAGCCCAAGCACCAGUAGGAGAGCACUACUACCCCUUGCACCCUCAGCCAUGGGGUUAUUGUGUAACGGUACCGACCCAUGUCCUGCCGGUGCCAGACCUACCCUAUACCAGUCUCUCUACCGACCCACUGGCUCUAACCCACCCACCUAUACUGGUACCAACCCAUCUAAUGGCUCCAACAGGAGAGCCCCAUAACCCCACCCCCACAUAUACUGGUACCAACCCAUCUAAUGGCUCCAACAGGAGAGCCCCAUAACCCCACCCCCACAUAUACUGGUACCAACCCAUCUAAUGGUUCCAACAGGAGAGCCCCAUAACCCCACCCCCACAUAUACUGGUACCAACCCAUCUAAUGGCUCCAACAGGAGAGCCCCAUAACCCCACCCCCACAUAUACUGGUACCAACCCAUCUAAUGGCUGCCAACAGGAGAGCCCCAUAACCCCACCCCCACAUAUACUGGUACCUAACCCAUCUAAAUGGCUCCAACAGGAGAGCCCCAUAACCCCACCCCCACAUAUACUGGUACCAACCCAUCUAAUGGCUCCAACAGGAGAGCCCCAUAACCCCACCCCCACAUAUACUGGUACCAACCCAUCUAAUGGCUCCAACAGGAGAGCCCCAUAACCCCACCCCCACAUAUACUGGUACCAACCCAUCUAAUGGCUCCAACAGGAGAGCCCCAUAACCCCACCCCCACAUAUACUGGUACCAACCCAUCUAAUGGCUCCAACAGGAGAGCCCCAUAACCCCACCCCCACAUAUACUGGUACCACCCAUCUAAUGGCUCCAACAGGAGAGCCCCAUAACCCCACCCCCACAUAUACUGGUACCAACCCAUCUAAUGGCUCCAACAGGAGAGCCCAUAACCCCACCCCCACAUAUACUGGUACCAACCCAUCUAAUGGCUCCAACAGGAGAGCCCCAUAACCCCACCCCCA